AUGAAUUCUACUGUUCCGGCGUGGAGGACAACACCCAUACCAACAGAUGGAACCGGUCAGACUGGUGAUAAAGUUUUUGGUUUGGAGCACCAGAUCCUUGGCUCACUGAUUAUUAUCAUUGCUCUGAUUGGGCUGGGAGGAAAUGGAACUGUACUGUGGCUCUUGGGCUUUCGCAUGCGCAGAAACGCCUUCACUGUCUACAUCCUCAACCUGGCUGGGGCCGACUUCUUCUUGCUCUGCUGUCUCAUUAUAGAUCAUCUGCUCCUUUCCAUCCAGUUUCUUCAUAUUUCCUCCAUCCCCGACUAUAUCCUGUAUCCAUUGUUGUAUGUGGUAUUCUUUCCUUACACCGUGGGCCUGAGCGUCCUCACCGCCAUCAGCACUGAGCGCUGCCUAUCUGUCCUAUGGCCCAUCUGGUACCACUGCCAUCGCUCUAAAAACUUAUCAGCUGUUGUGUGUGCCCUGCUCUGGGUCCUGGCACUGAUACUGAACCUCCUGGAAUGUAUCUACUGUAUUAGACUGUCUAAGCACCAUGACGAUUAUCAGUGUAAGAAAAUUGAUUACACCAUAGCCUCCUGGCUGAUUUUCUUAUUUGUGGUUCUCUUGGGCUCCAGCCUGGCCCUGCUGGUUAGAGUCCUCAGGGGAUCACACCGUGUGCGGUUGAGCAGGCUGUAUGUAACUGUCCUGCUCACAGUGCUGGUCUUCCUUCUCUGUGGUCUGCCCUUUGGCCUUUUCUGGUUCCUCAUAACUAAGAAUAUACCUUUAAAUUUUAAGCAUCUUAGCAUUGUUCACUUGAUUGUAGCUGUCCUCUCCGGUGUUAACAGUUGUGCCAACCCCAUCAUUUACUUUUUUGUUGGUUCCUUUCGGCAGCAGAAGAGGCAGCCCCUAAAGCUGGUUCUCGAGAGGGCUCUGCAGGGCACCCCUGAGGAUGAUGAAUGA
Ochotona princeps (American pika) is the source of this 936-nucleotide messenger RNA. RefSeq names its product mas-related G-protein coupled receptor member X2. Gene Ontology annotation, cellular component: membrane. Bases 1 to 936 code for a protein of 311 amino acids. The transcript has a single exon. Gene Ontology annotation, molecular function: G protein-coupled receptor activity. The record is from RefSeq and is a predicted model, not a curated record. Gene Ontology annotation, biological process: G protein-coupled receptor signaling pathway. Lineage: Eukaryota; Metazoa; Chordata; Mammalia; Lagomorpha; Ochotonidae.